AUGGCGGCGCGUCAAUCAACACCAAACUCCGAUCACUCACACUCUGAUAAUGUUCGCAAGCGUGUAUGCAAGGCUUGCGAUCGGUGUCGCUUGAAGAAAUCUAAGUGUGACGGAUCAUCCCCAUGUUCACGCUGUCGGGCAGACAAUGCUGUCUGUGUCUUCGGCGAGCGAAAGAAGGCUCACGAUAAAGUGUACCCGAAGGGUUACGUUGAGAUGCUAGAACAGCAACAAGCCUGGUUGGUCCACGGACUCCAGGAGCUUUAUCGUCGCAGCACCACCGGUGAAGGCUGGCCGGGCGAUCGAUUGAAGGCCGAGCCCAACGGCCACCCAUUGACACACGAUCUGCUGACCCGCUUGGGCGCUCUCGAUCAUACCAAGGGCGAACACUUUGAGGAGAGCCCAGACUCCAUGCAACAAGACUUAUGGCGCCACGGCAUGCAGCGUCAAGAAUCAUCGGACGGUAGCUCCGAAGCCCAAUCGCCGGUCGCUCGUACACGUUUCUCGUCCGAUGCUUUCUCACAGUCCCAAUCUCAAACUCAGACUAUGCCCCCGACGCCUCCAACGUAUCACCAAAGCCCGACGGCUCGCGUCCCUAUUAAGCAAGAAGAUACUAUGUCUGGGAACCCAUCUUAUGGCAUGUCUAUGUCCGGCGUUGUCAACCCACUUGCACUACAGAGUCCACAGCAAUGGCCGACCAGUGGAUUUGGUUCCUUUGAUGAUAUGGAAAUGAUGUCUUCAGCGGAUUACUCGAGCUUGUCUUUUGACGAGCAGAUCCCGUCACCAAUGUUUAAUCGUCAGAUGCCGAUGAACUGUGUCUCUUCAACAGACUAUGAGGAUUUCAACCAGUUCCUCAAUCCGAAUCCUACAGAGAUCACCUCGAUCUAA
Messenger RNA from Penicillium pulvis, 885 nucleotides. Its product is annotated as Zn(II)2Cys6 transcription factor domain-containing protein. NCBI's taxonomy places the organism in Eukaryota, Fungi, Ascomycota, Eurotiomycetes, Eurotiales, Aspergillaceae. The coding region runs from base 1 to 885 and encodes 294 amino acids. Gene Ontology annotation, biological process: regulation of DNA-templated transcription. The record is from RefSeq and is a predicted model, not a curated record. The transcript has 3 exons. Gene Ontology annotation, molecular function: DNA-binding transcription factor activity, RNA polymerase II-specific; zinc ion binding.